UCCAUCUAGCUCGCAGCUCUCGCUCUCGCUCUCUCGAUCGAUCGUUCGACGUGAUCAGAUCAUCGUCAUCAUCGUCCGUCGCCGGCAUGGCAGCUCUGGCGUCGCCGACCUCGCCGUCGUCCUGCUUCCUCCCGCCGCACCUCCUGCUCCACGCGUCGACGCCUUCCGGCCUGCAGCAGGGCGAGAGGGGCCUGCCGCUCGUGCUGCUGAGGGACGGCACUCCGGCGACGGGCCGAGGCCCGCAGCACAACGCCAUCCUCCCCGGGCGGAAGGUGGCCACGGCGGCGCCGGCGGACGACACUCCGACGCAAGGGUCAGGCCCCCACACCAAUGCCGUCCUCGAGGUCAGGCCCAGGGGAGGAGGGGAGCUCCGGCUGUCCGACCCGCCGGUGCAAGGCGACGGCCCCAAGAUCAACGCCGUCCUCGAGAUCAAGCCCCGGGGAGGAGCGCCCAGACGGCCCACGCCGCCCGGCGGCGCCGGACCUAAGGAAGGCACCGGAGGCCGCGGCGGAGCCAUCCACGCCGUCGCCCGCUCCACGCCGCAGAGGCCAGGCUCGCCGGCGGAGGGCGCCGGCGGCAAUGGCGGAGCUGUUCAUGCUGCCCCAGCUGCUUCCUCUUCUUGAGCACAACUAAUUAAACUAAUCCUAAUUAAUCAAAAAGGUCAAUUAAAUACGACAAAAAUUAAACUUAGAUGUGAUACUGUAUAUUUACAAUUUUAGAUCUGUUGAAGUAAAUUCAUAUAUUUAUAAUUUUGUAAGAUUUUUGUCAGUAUAGGACUGUAGUACUAGUAGGACAUGUACAUGUGUGAAUUGAGGUUCAGAUAAAAAACGUGUCUGAAUUUCUGUUGGAAUUCGACGGAAUAAAG
Molecule: messenger RNA, 865 nt
Organism: Oryza brachyantha (malo sina)
Lineage: Eukaryota; Viridiplantae; Streptophyta; Magnoliopsida; Poales; Poaceae
Product: translation initiation factor IF-2-like
Exons: 1
Coding region: 87-623 (178 amino acids)
Source: RefSeq, a predicted model, not a curated record